This is a messenger RNA of Bombyx mandarina (wild silkworm), 336 nucleotides long. RefSeq names its product ribosomal protein S29 (gene RpS29). Gene Ontology annotation, cellular component: cytosolic small ribosomal subunit; ribosome. Lineage: Eukaryota; Metazoa; Arthropoda; Insecta; Lepidoptera; Bombycidae. Gene Ontology annotation, biological process: cytoplasmic translation. The record is from RefSeq and is a predicted model, not a curated record. Gene Ontology annotation, molecular function: zinc ion binding; structural constituent of ribosome; RNA binding.
ACUGCUUUUUCAACUUGUCGUUCUUUCGUUCAAGUUCGCCAUCUUGAAGGUGUAUCUAAUUUGUUGCUCGUUAGCGAGAAACAAUUUAAUUUCUUAAAAUGGGCCACGCAAAUAUUUGGUAUUCUCACCCUCGCAGAUACGGACAAGGAUCCCGGUCAUGCCGAUCCUGCUCCAACAGGCAUGGCUUAAUCCGCAAGUACGGUUUGAACAUAUGCAGACAGUGCUUCAGAGAGUAUGCUCAUGACAUAGGAUUCAAGAAGCUGGACUAAAUGGAGUAGGAAUAAUAAAUUUUACUUUUAAGUAAACACCUUGUUUUAAUUGGUCAUUUUUUACUAC